AUGUCCUCGUACGUCUUCACCCAGGAGCGGUUCAAAGAGGCCCUAAACUCCGUCUGCUCGGGUCGGGAGUACCGGUCACUCACUGGAAGUCCCUCGUUCGCCCAGUUUUUGAGUCCUCCAUUCAGAACCGAUACAGAACUGUGGCCGAACACUCGGAACAUCCACCAAACUCGGGGCGCAGAGAACGCGCCGAAAUUGCUCGCAUCGUAGACCACGACGUGCGUAUCGUUCCCAAUUCCCAAAUUUCCAACAUAAUCUGCAAAAAUGCGCUCCGAUGGCAGCAUAUGAUCUAGCGGAGAAGUUUUGUCGCAGCACUGGUCUAUGUCAAAGAAGGCUGCACCCGGGAUAUGCCUCUUUUUGAAUUCGCUCUUGGCGUUGCGCCUGAGUUUGGGUAAGUACCAAGACGUGUCCAAGACGCGGAGUUUGGGUCCGACCCGUUGGUCUUUGACGGCAUCGAGAAGCCACUUGGACGCGACGAUAGCCCUCGCUUGGAGCGCCAUGGUAGAACGUGUAAUUCCCGACGGUUUCAAAGGUGAUACAGGUAGAACGAGAUACAGUUUAUAUGGAGAGAGAGAGAGAGCUGUCCCGGGAGAAAUAACACGCCCCCAAUGCACAGCCUGUAGUUACAGCUGAAAGUGAAUGGGGGCGUUACCAUAUGGCCAGCAGACAUUCAUCAAAAUUCACAGCGAGGCAACUUUAUAUAAAUUGCCUACUCGGUAUUCCCGUCAUGUUUUUUAAUUUGUAAUCUUUUAUUUACAAAAACAUACAUAGACAAAAACAAUAGACAACUUAACAUUUACAUACAUUUCCACAAACAUUAAUGGCGUCACACUUGCUCAGACCCACAUGUUCCCACCGUAUCCACAACCAAUUCAAAUAGAAUCAGAUCAUGAACUUUCUAAAGCAUGUAUUUGUAUAAGGUCUAAAUAAUAAUAAGGCUAAAUAACUUCAUAAGCAUUACCUUAUUUGUUUUCUAUGACAUGUCAUAAUUUUUGCAAAAGUGAAAGGUAUUUUGACAACAAUCCGGAACUAUUUUGUGAUGUGCACCUUGAAAAUAGUUUUCACCCGAGUAGUUAUCCCCAAACACUCUUCGCCGGAUGUUGAACUCACAUGUUAUUUUUUACAGAAGCAAGAUACUUUUGCUAGAUUUGCUGGAGAAAUCCUAACGUUUGUUCACAUGUUUGUUAUUUAAAAAGUAAAGUGCAUAUCAACAUGUCGGCAUCAAUGAUUCGGAAGGGACUGGAGUUGCUAAGCGAUGACAUAAAAGGUAAAUGAUCUACAGUAACCAACGUUUCAUUAGCUAGCUGGGUCAUUCCUAUUUUGCCGUGCCUUUUCCGUCCCUAGGAAAUAUCAGUUCUUAUUUAGUGUAAAAUGUGCAUUCCUAAAGGCUUUAAGUAUAAGGUCGGGUACCUUUACCAUAAAAACACACAAAUAUGGAUUCUGAAAGGGAAUUUUAUGCAUUUUAAACACUUUUUGUCAGUAGAUGUAGGCGUUUUUGUCCCCAGGUGUUAUUUAUCAACUUCCACAAGAAAUAUAAGCCUAAAAUCUUUAAAAUCUUUCAUCAAUAACGUUUUUUCAUGAUUAUUAUAUUUGUUAUUAUAGAUUUUCUGUGUUUCCCUUAUAUCACUUUCCACCCUUUUUAGUUUGUUGUAAUUCUCCGUUUAAGAAAACAACCCCUUCCUACAAUGACACCACAUUCAGGAAGUGUCAUAAUUUAUUUGAUGGGAAAACUAUGGUGCAAAGCUAAAUAAAUACAAACACUCAGUUUUAUCUAUUUGUCCAUGUUUCAUGUUGUUAGUCUGUAUGUCCAACUCAUAAAUAUCCACCCUCUUAGGCGAAAUAUAAAAUCAGAAUGUUAAAAUAUGUUUGAUAGAGAAGUUAAAAUCCUGUUUCAGGUGUUCAGCAUUAUGCUAGCUCAAUCUUGCUCAUUCACAGAGCUAUGGCUAAUUUAGGAUCAACAUUUCAACCCUGUUAGGAUUAUGCACCUAACAAAUUGGAAAAUGCACCAAAAAAUGUUCAAGUACUAUAAAAAAAAUAGGUUUGUGGUCCAAAUGGCACCGCAUUGUAGGAAUGACCGAGCUAGCUAUGUUAGCUUCAAUGCAACCAAGAAAGUGUAGAGUCCAGCACAACGUAAAAACUCUCUUAGCUGCAUCGAAGCUAUAGCUAUGUAUAAAACACCACUGGCGCAGGUUGAGAGCAGUUUAUGACAAUUCAAUUGGCAUUCCAGACAUAGAUCUUUAGUCCUAUUUAUUGCAGAUGAAAGACAUACAGAUACUUUGCAUAAUAUAAAUACCGUAAUGUUACAACGUGAAAAAAAGGUGCAUUUCAUACGUGUUGUAGUGAGACCGGUCUCACUAGAACGCCUAUGGAAUGCACCUUUCUUCAAAUAAAAUUGUAUUUGUCACAUGCGCCGAAUACAACAGGUGUCGACUUUACCGUGAAAUGCUUACUUAUGAGCCCUUACCCAACAAUGCAGAGUUAAAAAGUAAAAAAAAAAAAAUAAACAUUUGCUAAAAGGAAAAUAGUAGCUAACACAAUGGAAUAACAAUAACAAGGCUAUAUACUGUUCAGGAGACUUUUGGUCCCAGACUUGGCACUCCGGUACCGCUUGCUGUGCAGUAGCAGAGAGGACAGUCUAUUAUUUGGGUGGCUGGAGUCUUUGACAAUUGAGGGCCUUCCUCUGACACCGCCUGGUAUAGAGGUCCUGGAAGGCAGGGAUCUCGGCCCUAGUGAUGUAUUGGGCUGUAUGCACUAUCCUCUGUAGCGCCUUGCGGUCGGAUGCUGAGCACUUGCCAUACCAAGCGUUGAUGCAGCCAGUCAAUAUGCUCUCAAUGGUGCAGCUGUAGAACUUUGAGGAUCUGAGGGCCCAUGCCAAAUCUUUUCAGCCUCCUGAGGGGGAAGAUGCGUUGUCGUGCCCUCUUCACGACUGUGUUGGUGUGUUUAGAACAUGAUAGGGUUAGGGUUCACAUUGUAACGUUACGGUAUUUAUUCUAUGCAAAGUAGUGUCAUCUGUGCUAACACUUCCUGGUCACCACAGUGUGCCUAUUUACACGUGACCAGUGACCUAUUACCCCAUGUGAAACAUCCCUAGACAGACCACAUACACAACACACAUGAGCACAUAAUAUAAGCAGUCCAAAAUGUCUCCUACACAAAUGUCUCUCUUCUCCCUCUUUCUCCCUCCCUCCUUCCGCGGUGUCAGAUGGUAGCAAGAAGCAGAAGAGCGCAGCCAAGAAGAAGCACACCCCGAGCAAGGCUGAGGUGAUGGGUCUGGUGAGCUCUAACCGUCAGGGCGUCAGCAGGCAGGUCCGGCGGCUGCAGGGGCGUCUCGGUCCGGGGAAGAGCAAGGCCACCGUCAAAGACAAGAGGAUCAAGUCUGCCGUGGGUGAGUGGCUCGACACGUUCAGAGGCACAACAUUCUGUGCACUGUGCAGAAAAACAAACGCAAUAAUUAAUGUAGGGAUGGUCUGGUACAUAUAAAUACAGUCUAUUCAUUCUAUCGCUAUGGUCUCUGUUCAUUCUAUUUCUAUGUUCUGGUGGCUGUCAUGCAACUAGCUAGAAUGUUUGGUUUUUCUUGGGUUGAGGAUCAUGUUUUUCUCUUAGCUAUUUGUUGACUUCAGGGGUAGUCCAGAGGUAUUCAACUCUUACCCUAUGAGGUCCGGAGCCUGCUGGUUUUCUGUUCUACCUGAUAAUGAAUUAUACCCACCUGGUGUCCCAGGUCCCAAAAAAUUUGCAAAUGUUAUUGAACUAAUUUUUUUCUGUUUUAUUUCAUUAUUAUUUUUUUUACAACAAACAAAAACAUACAUAGACAAAAACAAUAAACAACUUAACAUUUACAUACAUUUCCACAAACAUGAAUGAAAUCACACUUGCUCAGACCCACAUGUUCCCAUCGUAUCCACACCCAAUGUUGUUUCUAAUACUUGUAAGACUCUACCCCAUAUGACUUCAAAUUGUGUUAUGAUGUCCCAGGUCUCUAAAUCAGUCCCUGAUUAGAGGGGAACAAUGAAAAAAUGCAGUGGAACUGGCGUGGAGGUACAGAGUUGCGUUUGAGGGAUCUAGUCUGUCUGUGAAACUGGUGUCAGUGUACCAGCAUCCUGGUCUAGUCCAGGGUUCAGCAACUAGAUUCAGCCACGGGCCAAUUUCUUUUCUUGAGCGGAUGGUCAGGGGGCCGGAACAUAAUUACAAAUAAUUUGUAAUUAUGACCGCAAGAAGCCCAAACAGAUAUAAUAUUUGACUAAAACAUAAUCAUUUCAAACCUUGCUUACAUUUUGUAUACGAUCACAAACAGUAUCUCUCUAUUAUAUGUGGGAAUACUUUGGAACUUGAAAAUUAAAAUCAGUUCGAGCUGAUUUGCUGGUGUUUUUACAGUCUGAUGUCCAAUAAUAAAUGAAACACUAAUCAAAUCAAUAGAGUCCCACGAGCCGGCCAGUUGAACCCUGGUCUAGUCUGUCUGUAAACCUGGUGUCAGUGUGUCAGCCUCAUGGGCCGACUCCUUACCAUCCUCUUUUGUCUCCAUCUUGUGUUUCAAUAGAUUAUGGAUAGUCAGUCUGUGCGAACUCCUCAUAGGGUCAUAUCAUUUAGUGUCUGUCUCAUGGACUUCGUCUUGACCUCUGAACUGUGAUGUCAUGUCUUUGUGUUUCCAGAGGAGUUCAGGAAGAAGCAGGGGAAGAGCCAUCUGAGCUCCAACCUGCUGUACUUCCUGGGGACGGGCUUCAGAGCUACAGACUCCGACACUAUGAAGGUAAGAGACAGUCUGACAGUUCAAAUGUCAUGCCCUCUAACUACUACUCCUACUACUAGUAUGGAGGAUAGUUGGUUGGGGUCUUUGGCUCCCGUCAUGACUUUUGAUUGAUUUGGUAAAAUAACUGCAGAUACAUCUGGGUCGUGUUCAUUAGGGCACAGAACGGAAAAAUGUUUUAACAUUUUGCAACGGAAAGCAAAUUUGGAUAGAUCCAGGUAGUCUCUUCCUGUUUCAGUCCAUUUUUCUUCUGUUAAGUGCUUAAUGAACGUGACCCUCUUAUGGGUGAAUCCCGUAGUCUAACGGAUGAUGAUGAUGAUGAUGAAGACUAAUGCCUCCCUCUUAUUCCCCUUCAGAUCGUCAACCAGAAUUCAGGCCGGCAGUCUCGCCACCGUCCGGACCGCACGGUCAAGAAAGCCCCAGAGGAGAAGUCUGUGUUCACAGAGGAUGAGUUCCAACAGUUCCAGAAGGAAUACUUUGGCAGAACUGUGGAGGAGGGGAACUAGACAGAUUCUAGUUCCCAGAGACUUAAGGCUGCGGUCCGAUUCCAGAGGUGUGCACUUCACACUCACUGUGGGAUUGCUAUCAGCAUUGGCUGGAGGGAGUUUCCAGUUUUCACCAUUGUUAAAGGCCCAAUGCAGCCGUAUUUAUCUCAAAAUCAACUAAUUUCUGGGUAACAAUUACGUAUCUUACUGUGAUUGUGUUUAAUUAACAUGAUCAAAACGAAACAAAAUAGCUUCUUAGCAAAGAGCAAUUUCU
Messenger RNA from Coregonus sp. 'balchen', 5500 nucleotides. The record is from the annotation of a GenBank genome assembly. NCBI's taxonomy places the organism in Eukaryota, Metazoa, Chordata, Actinopteri, Salmoniformes, Salmonidae.